This is a messenger RNA of Penicillium manginii, 606 nucleotides long. RefSeq lists its product as uncharacterized. Lineage: Eukaryota; Fungi; Ascomycota; Eurotiomycetes; Eurotiales; Aspergillaceae. The coding region runs from base 1 to 606 and encodes 201 amino acids. The transcript has 2 exons. The record is from RefSeq and is a predicted model, not a curated record.
AUGGCUUCUUCAACCGACCGGAUCCUCACCGAGGCACGGAUCAAAUCCCUCCUUGUGCGUGAGCGCUAUUACAGGGAUACUUGUCAGUGGAAAAAUCUACGGGAUUCCUACCACCCCGAUGCUUCGAAAACACGUAUCGACAUCACUUGGUUCCAGGGAGACAUCGAUGGAUUCGUCGCCGGAUCCGAAGGCAUGGUCAGUGGUGGUACAAAUGCCAUUCAUACAAUAUGCCCCGUGGAGAUCCAUCUCAACGGCAAAAAGGCUCUCACCGAAUCAACAGGCUCAAUUUCAAUCCGCCUUCAACAUGGCGGGGAGCUUUUUGAGUGCAUAUCUUACAAUCGAUUUAUCUCCCGGCUCGAAUUUGUCGGGGAGGAAUGGAAGCUACUGUCCUUGGAGGCAAUCUAUAUCCGCGACUUCAUUACCCCUGUAAUCCCGGGAAGAACAGCCAGCUUCGACCUCCCCGAAAAUACCAGGGAAAGCUACAAAUGUAUAUCUUGGGUUCUGGCGCAAAAGGGAUUUACUAUCAAGCAGGAUCUGCCCGGAGCCGAUGACCCCACUUGCUGUGAACGAUUCAUGCAGGCCAAUUUCAUGUGGUUAAGUAAAUAA